Callithrix jacchus (white-tufted-ear marmoset) is the source of this 11578-nucleotide messenger RNA. RefSeq lists its product as uncharacterized. NCBI's taxonomy places the organism in Eukaryota, Metazoa, Chordata, Mammalia, Primates, Cebidae. The record is from RefSeq and is a predicted model, not a curated record.
UUUGAGACAGAGUUUCGCUCUUGUUACCCAGGCUGGAGUGCAAUGGCGCGAUCUCGGCUGACUGCAACCUCUGCCUCCUGGUUCAAGCAAUUCUCCUGCCUCAGCUUCCUGAGUAGCUGGGAAUACAGGCACCUGCCACCACGUCAGGCGUGAGCCACCGUGGCCGGCCCUACCUCUUUAAUUUUUUUUUGAGACAGAGUCUUGCUCUGUCUCCAGGCACCAGGCUGGAGUACAGUGGCGCAAUCCCGGCUCACUGUCCACCUCUGCCUCCCAGGUUCAAGCAGUUCUCCUGCCUCAGCCUCCCGAGUAGCUGGGACUACAGGCGCGUGCCACCACGUCCAGCUAAUUUUUGUAUUUUAACGGAGACAGGGUUUCACUGUGUUGGCCAGGAUGGUCUUGAUUUCUUGACCUUGUGAUCCGCCCGCCUCGGCCUCCCAAAGUGCUGGGAUUACAGGCGUGAGCUAUCGCGCCUGGCCUCUUCGUUAAUUUUUUAACCCAUUUAAUGGCUUCCCCACAGUUCUGGGAUUGCCCUCCAGAAGUGCUGGAUUACAGGCGGGUGUUCGGGGCGCCGCGCCUUCCAAAGUUGGGGCUCCAGCCCCAGUUCCGGAGACCAGCUCGAGAACCGGGUCCCGGGUGCACCCACCCGCUCUGCCAACUGUCCCAGGGCCAUGGGGCUCAGGGCCUCCCGCACGCCCUGCAAGGUCGCAGCUUUAUCUUUCCCCUCUUCCCACCGCUCACGGUCCCCGGGAAGCUUUUCCCGCUCCAGUGAUUCAAGAGGCGAACCAGCCCCUCUGGUGAGGGGAAGUGGCCGGGCGGGGGCGGCGGGUCCAGGGGCCGCAGGUGAGUGCGCGUGCGCCCGUCAGAGGCGGCCCUGCGGGCUUGCCGUAGGCCGCUUCGGGGACGCGCGCGCCGCCCUUUACGUUGGGGGCUCGUUAGCAGUUGCCGGCCGUCAGUAGUUGAGGUGUGCGGCUACGCGCGGGCUCGUCAGGAGUUGGACUUCACGGGCUGAGGGAGCGGCGGCGGGAGUCUCAGGCAGCGUCCUGGAACAGCCUGCGCCCUGGCCAGGCUCUUAGUGCAUCCAGGAUCCUGAGCUGCCAGGGGCCUGGCCACUCCUGCCCCAAGCCCUGCCUUGGCUGAGCUGGUCACUGCUGCGUGCCCUGGGCUGCCGGCCUGCCUGUCAUCUGUGGUGCACAGUGGCUGCCCCUGGGUGAUGAUGGCUGUGUGAGUGCCUGCCAUGGCCCAUCAGAAGUGUGGGAGCAUGGGGAGCGGCAUGUUGGACCACAGGGUGAAGCUGGGCCAUCUCCCACGGCCAGAAACGAGGAUGUGGAGCUGCCCUAGGGGAGCUAGGUGCCUAAGGGCCUGGAGCUGGCUGCCCUGUGGACAGAGAUCACCAUGCCCAAGGAGCAGGAGUUCCACAACCACAGCCCCAAUGGGGACUCCAGCUCCAGCUAUGUGAACAACACAUCCUAAGAGGAGUACUACAACAAGGGCCUGCCUGAGGAGGAGGAGGGCAUCACCUAUAUCUGCUACUGCCCCGAGGAUGACAGCUACCUGGAGGGCAUGGACUGCAAUGGAUAGGAGUACCUGGCCCAUGGCGCACACCCUAUGGACACCGACGAGUGCCAGGAGGCAGUGGAGGAGUGGGUGGACUUGGCAGGCCUGCACCCUCACAGUCACGGGGCUGAGGGAAACCAGAACUACCCAGACGGCCACCUGCCCAUCCUGGAGGUUAAGCCCUCAGUCCUGGAGGCCCGUGACCAGGAAGAAGAUGGCCACUUCUGUCCCAGCAAAGUAGGCUACCAGGACUGCAACCUCACGGAGACCAAGGGGAACACCAGUGAGUGCCUCCCUCUACCACCUGAGGUGUGGAGAUGGGGACCUGGAGGACCAGGAGGAGGACAUCAACCAGAUUGUGGCUGAGAUCAAGAUGAGCCUGAGCAUGGGCCUGAGCCACGGCCUGGGGACUCUGCAGAGGCCUGCUCGCCCAGCAAGGCCCCAGCAGGCAUGAGACGAGGCCCAACUCACUGAACCUCCCUCCUGAGGCUAAGCACUGUGGAGACCCCCCAGAGAGGCUUCAAGCCCAAGACCAGGACCCCAUAGGAGAGGCUGAAGUGGCCCCAUGAGCAGGUCUUCCAGCUCCAUGUCAUCUAACCCACUAAACAAACGUGGACGUAUUGCUUCCAGAGGCCAUCUAACAACAUUUCCAAAACUCAUCUCCAGAAGACAUGUGUGUUCUAUCAUUCCUUUUAAACAAGUGAGAAUUUACAAGAUGUGUGGUUUUCUAACUGUACUUUAUCAUACGUCAGCAGCCUCUACAUCUAGAAUGGCUAGAUGUGACAUGUUUUCUAUUAAAAGGUUGGGGUGGAGUUGAGAGCAGCUUUUUCAUAUUAUAUACACAGGCUUUCCAUAAACGGCCAGUAAAUCUUCCCAGAGGGUGGUGGGCAUUUCCAAUGGGCCAAACGUGGCCUGUUAUUCUACCAUUUCUCUCUUCCGACAGCAAGGUCUGGUAGAAUGAAGACUAACGCUCGAUGGCCGCUAACCUUUCCACCCGGCCCGUUCCACCCGUCUUUGUUCGGAACUUCACUCAUCUCCCAGGCUUGUCAAGGCCUUUAUCCGUUGUCAGGACUAAGUAUGUCUCACCCAAUGGGGACAGAGUGGUCACUGGGGACCCAGAUCUGCAUGACUCCGUGGCCUAAAGAGGCCGCCGAACCUGCCUGCGUCCUUAGGCUGCCUUCCCUGGCCCUCUGUAACCUAACGGCCUCUGCUGCGCAGCAUUAGAGCGGCCACCAUGUUUCCUGGUCCACCAUUCUUGCCGCCACCCAACGGUGUUGCAUCCGGGCAGCUCAGCUGGGGCUUUGUCGAGGCCUGGCACACUUGGGCUGGGAGACCCAGUGGCCAGUGGGGUCCAGGCUGGGGUACGGGCUGGGAGAAGCCGCUGCUGUCAACAGUCACCGAAGUGGGGUAGGGUAAAGAGGUUCGCCACGGCUUCAAGUCUUGAGCCUGGCCAGGCCAGUGGGCAGCCACAGUGGAGGCGUCCAGUGUCUGAAGGGCAGAGGGCACGGCCUGUCCUUCAGACAGGCUCACCCUCCGGCCCAGGGGGAGCUCAGGGCGCUCUGCUUCUCUCUGCACUCCAAUGGGCAUUCUUUAGAUUUGUAACUUAAAAUGUCAUUUGUAUGUGUAGUCAUGGAAGCUUAAUAUUUUCUUAUCUGAAAGUAAUAUUUUAUAGGGUUUUUUUAAUAGACAUGAUGAGGAAGAGUUUGAGUUUUAUUAACAUCCAGACAGUGUUUUUUAACUUGAUUCAUCAACGUGGAGAUGGACUCUAGAACCUGAAAGCUUUGUACUUGUCCAGUAGUAGGAAGACAUAUAAUAAUGAACUGUGAGGCUUAUUGAUGUUUAUUGGGAUACAGUUUAUUUAUGUUAUUCUUAUAAAAUUGUAGAGAAUAAUGAAAUUGAGAAAUGAGGUUAUUACAGUUGCUUUUGAAAUGGAAAUAUUCAGUGUCCUGUGUAUUUUUUUUUUUUUUUUGAGACGUUGUCUCUGUCACUGAGAUUGCACCACUUAGGCUGGCAUGCAGUGGUGUGAUCUCAGCUCACUGCAGCCUAUGCCUCCUGAGUUCAUGCCAUUCUCUUGCCUCAGCCUCCUGAGUAGCUGGGACUACAGCUAUGCGCCACCACGUCCAGCUAAUUUUUGUAUUUUUAUAGAGACGAGGUUUAACCAUUCUGGCUAGGCUGGUCUCAAACUUCUGACCUCAGGUGAUCCGCCUCUCAAAGUGCUGGGAUUAUAGGUGUGAGCCACUGUGGCUGUCCUGUCCUGUGUACCUUUAGCUACAGGGGCGAUCUGUUCAUAAAUUUAUUGUGAUAAUUUUUACCUAAUUAGUUUUGAUUUAAACUGUGUAAUUACUUUCAGAGUCAUUAUAAUCUAGCAAGAGCCCAACAGUCCUAUUGUACAGAUACAUAAGAAAAAUGCUAAGUUUAAUUCAAUGUAUUUAUUGCCAUUUAAGAAGUUUUAUAUAAUGUAUUGAUAUAUAACCUGUUAUUUUUCUGUUUUUGGUUUAGUUUGUUAAAAAGUACUGUCACCGUAGUGAAAAAAACUUAACUUGUGCUGCAUACAAAAUAUUUUAAUGAAUCUUUAAUACUAUGCUUCAAUCAGAAAUCUUUGUAUCCUGUGCCCUUGUCCUAGGUAUCUUGGAAUCAGAAUCAAGAUUUUUUUUUUUUAGUAGAUUAAUGAAUGACUAACUUUACUUACUUGAAAUUAAUGGUCUUAGGUUACGGGUUGAAUUAAAGGGAACUCUUUAUAAAUGGAGUUGUUGUUGUUGUAACUGGGUAAAUGCAAUCAGGAUCAUAAUCUGCCAUUUCUGAAACAUCUUCAGACUAUAUACUUAAUGCUUGUGACAAUCUUAUAUAGGUGUCUAUUCAGUAAGAAUAGUUGUCAUUUCCGUUUAUACCUGAGUAUUGAGCUGUCAAUUUUAAAAAAAUUAAAUCUUUCUUAAAAUAUCAUUCAUAAACUUUAGUGGUCUUUAAAUUGUGUUGACAUCUUAUUCACAGUGCACAUAUUUUGAGUUUUUGUCUCUAACAGUGAGAUUUUAAGAAAAACUAGGCUUGAAACAUUUUAUAAAUGACCAGACAAGAAAUAAUUGUAUAGAGCCUGUUAAAGUCAUGUAGAACAUAUUUUUAGAUACCAUGUUAUACACUGCACUGAAAUUAUUUUUCUGUCUCCUUGUAUUACAAGGUUUUAUUUUACUAAGUAAAUAAACCCAUCAGAUUUUCUCCGUUAUUUGGUGGUGGAUUAAGGAAAACGGGGGAGGGGGUCAGGGAGGCAGGGGAAUAGUUCAGCUUCUGGCUGGGUGAGGAAAGGUAGGACCUGCAUAUAACAUUUCUUUUGAAGGUUCCAGGUAAAUCUCUAAUUAGAGUGAUUUUUUCCCCUGUACUUGCAUUUCAUUUAUUUCCAAAGAAGCCGCAUGGACCUUAAAGGAAUAAAAAAAAAGUAAUCAUUUUGCUAAGCUUUCCUAUAUUGACCACAACGCACAUACGUUCCAUUUGUUACCUUCCAUUUGAUGGGAGAACAGUGCUUGCAAAUAGAAUAAUGUCAGUGAGCUUGUUAAGCAAACAGAAAACGGAACUUACCUGGAAUUAGAAGUUAACAAGAAGUUUUCAAAAACGUAGUAGUUGACAAGUCAAGAAAACAGGAGAAUCAUUUCUGUGAUCCCUAAUAGUAAAAUAUAUCAAAACAAAGGUAGAUUAUAAAUAGAGGCAUUUUCUAAAUUAAACUCAGGGCUGCCGGAAUAGAGAGACAAUAUAAAUAUAAUACAAUGUGUUUUUCAUUAAUGUUCAAAACUUGUCGUAUUCUGAUGUAGAAAUUUGCCCCACUAAUGAAAUGGAAUUUGAAAAUUGGGAUACAGAUACUCUGGGAAGAAUGAUACAAUUGAACUUAAUUAUAGCAACAAUCUAGUCCCUGGACCAGAUCCAAGAAAACAAAGCAGAAGCAUACUCAAAUAGGCUUAAGAAGAAUGCAUUUAGCACAUGGUGAGAAGGUCUAUUCUGAUUGAGUGGUUUUCAGUUCCAGGUUUACCUGGAAGCUUUUCCACACCCACACUUUUUAGAUAUUCUGAUUUGUUAGGCCUGAGUCAAGGCCCAGUUUUGGUAUUUCUGCUUGUUAAUUUGCUAUAGGUAAUUCUGAUAUAUAGAAAGACUGAAGACUAAGAACAAUUUCCCAUAUAUGGUGACAACCUCUACCUUGAAUAGUCCACAUUGUAAUUACCCUAAUUGCAACAUCAACAGUUCCCAAACUAGUGUUCUACAAAUAACAGUCUUGUGAAUGCUCUUUGAAAACAAAAGUCAUGGCCAUGUAAAUUCCUUGUUCUGAGAAGUCCUGUUUAAUUUAACAAGUGUUUCCAAAUUUAUUUAUUUAUUGUUACCUCUAUUACUUAUAUUACAUUUUUAACCUAGUAACUAUUAACCCCAUACUUAUAGAAACAAUGCCCCAAGUGUGUUCUGUGAUGUCACUAUUAUUUUACAGUAACAUCCACUAUUUUACUUCUUUAUUUUUUGAGAUGGAGUCUUACUCUGUUGCCCAGGCUGGAGUGCAGUGGCAUGAUCUCAGCUUACUGCAACCUUCGCUUCUCUGGUUCAGGCAAUUCUCUUCCCUCAGCCUCCUGAGUAGUUGGGACUAUAGUGUGUGCCACCACACCCAGCUAAUUUUUUGUAUCUUUUUUAGUAGAGAUGGAGUUGUAUCAUGUUGGCCAGGUUGGUGUCAAGCUCCUGACUUCAAGUGAUCUGACCGCCUUAGCCUCCCCUAGCGCUGGGAUUAUAGGCAUUAGCCAUCGUGCCCGGCCUUCCAUAAGGCAUGUAAAGCCACUUCCAAAGGUAGAAUUGACAGACUUGCCAAAAGUCAGUGGCAAGAUGUCUAGACCUGCCUUGAGGUCUUUAAGUUUCAACCCUCUCCCUCAACCCCAAGCCAAUCAGUUGUCCUCCCAUAAUAACAUCAUAUAGUAAUUAGCAGGUGGUCCAUGACUUCUCCAGAUCAGCUCCAAAAAGAUACAGACUAUUAACAGGGGAAACAUUGUGAACUGAAAUGUUCAACAGAUAAUAUUAAAAACAUUCGUAUGGGUCAGUGUUACAUCAAAAAUGUAUUUCUCACCAACAACAUCUUCUAUAAAAUUCUGUCUGAUCUGAUGACAAUUUAACUGAUUUUUAAAUGCAUAGAAUUAUAUCAAAGAAAUUCCACUCUAUAGGCCCAAAUACAAUCUCUGAGCCUCAGGUCUUCCCCAUCUUCACCUCCAUUUCACAUUUGAGUAUCUAUAUUUGAGAGAACAUCACUCAUUUUUUGUUUUGGGAGUUGUCGAUAACCUUGGAAGUUUUUUGAGGGCAAGGAUCAAGGAUCUUACAGCUUUUAGCAUGCCUCUGUGUACCAAACAGUUUUUCAAUAAAUAUGUUACCCCACUUUGUCAUAAAAUAGAUGGCAUGCUUAGCUGUACAACACAAUGUGAUUUGAUCACACCCAACCUAUGAAUGGGUAAUAGUACUGAAUCUGUUUAAAAACAACAUUCCAUAUUCUCUUUGCAUCUUUGUAGCAUAUUUGUUUGGUUUCUAGUAAUGUUGGUUCUAUCCAUAUGUUUUUAGAUCAUGUAACGAUGUUGUGCCCAAGUAAAAUUAUACCAAGAAUUUUAUGGGGAAAAGCCAAUGCACUGCUCCUACUUUUUAUUAAAAUUUCAGACAUUUGAAAAAGUAAAUUUAGUAUUGGACAGUGAGUUUUAUUUUGGAGGUUGUAGGAGAUUGGGGUACUUGGAGGAGACUCCGUUGGCUACUUGUGUAUGGGGGUGGGGAAAAUGCACAAGUUUACAAAAUCUUGUAAAUUCUCACAGGGCUUGGUUUUGUGACCUUACAAAAACUGGGAUUGUUUUUCUAGUUCUCAGUGGAGAAAUGUAAGCUGUGAGUUUAACAUCAUAAUUACUGUGUUUUGAUCAGGACAUAGCAAGCUUUUGUGGAACAAAUUCUAUUGCUUUCUUUAUCCUGUUUGUAACAAGUAUAUAUAUAUCAGUAUGUUUCCUUGUAUUUUGCUAUGGGAAAGUCGUAUCUUGCAUAUAGAGAAGUCUAUUAGAGUGAAUUAAAAGACAUCUUUACUCUGACAUGGCAGCAUUGUCUAAUGGCCCAUGAUUACUAAGCCUUGUGAAAAAAAUCACUCUAGAGCUCUGCGUGGCGAUGUGCGCCUGUAAUCCCAGCCACUUGGGAGGCUGAGGCAGGAGGAUUACUUGAACCUAGGAGUUCAAGGCCAGCCUGGGUAACAUAAUGAGACCCCAUGUCAGUCAAUCAACCAAUCAAUCAAUUACACUAAAAAUUAGAGCAAGAUUUUAAAACUCCCAACAAAUGUUUGUGUGUCUAAAACAAUGAAAAGAGUUUAUGACAGAGUUACAGCAGUCACAUCAGAGAAAAAUUCUGGACGAGUUCCAAAUCUAUACCAGUUGUAAAUUGCUGUGACUGUAGUUGAAAACCAAAGUUAUUUUUGUAUAGUCUUUUGGGGUGUAUUUCUGUUUAAUAAUAACAUAUUUGCAAAUUUAGAGGACUCUAUGAUUGCUUCUUAGAGACCUUAACCUUUAGGAGCUAACAGUUAAAUGGAAGGGAGAACUAGAAACCAAAAAUUUAAUGCAGAGAGUGAGAUUCUGCAGUACAGGGUGUGUACAGGGUGCAGAGAAGCACUAUGGCACUGUGUUCUGGCUUCAUCUUCUGCCCUAGACUUCCCAAAGUCCAUUUCCUGAACCUGCCUGAUUUUUUUUUCCCCUCCAUCUCAAAAUUAUAUUGCCAUUCUCUCCCCUUGCAAGCCUUUUCCACACCUUAUGUGCCCAGUAAAGUUCUGUUUCUUCAAAAUCUUCUUGAAGCCUGCCUCUACCUCAUUGAAAUAAUUGUUUUGUCUACAUCUCUGUUAUUUCUUUAUAAAUAUUGAGAGUCAAUUCUCAUUAUUUUCAGUAAUUCUAUAAAGUUGCCUAGAACACUGAGUUAAUCAAAUACUAAACCCUUGUUCCCAGGGAAAGUAUGUACAUAUGUACCUAUCUCACAUAGGUUAUAAUCUGAAUUCCUAAGAACAACUCAUCCUGGUAGAUUAAAUUUUUUUCAUUUACAAAAGAAUAAAGGAAGUAUAGAAGUGUUAAGUGAUUUUUCUCAAGGCCACUCCACUAACAGGUACCAGAGUCAAGAUUCAGAGCUCGCCCAGUUGACUCCAGAACCAGAGCUUCUUGCACUACCUUGCACUGCCCUCGUCUCUGCCCUCUGGUCAUCUUUCUAUGAGAUUCAGAAGAACGCAGAUCAUCUUAUUUGACCUUAGCUUGGGAAAUGUGCAAGGAGUGGCAGAUUUUUCACUACUGUGUGUAUAGUCAUGAGUCACCUUGAAAGCUCACCAAGUAUUGGGGAUUACAAAGACAUUUUAGUAAGUAAGCAAAUGUGCCAAUAUGGGAUCCACAAAUAACGAGGAUCAACUGUAUGUGUAAGUGACUGCUAGGGUCUGUUUCAUAGUAACACCUUCCACCGGCAAUGUGGAAUGUUUCUUUAGCUUCUUUGAUAGUUCAAUUAUUUAUUUAUUCAUGUAUUUAUGAAGCACUUAGCAUAUGAAAUAAAUCUCCAAAGAGUACAUUUGCUUUGCUCAAGGGAGUCUUUGGCUACAUACUGCUGUACAUAAUGAAAACUAUAAAGAGGGCUAACUUUUUUGCCUUGUGACCUUUUAAUUUAAAUAGAGGCUUCAUCACAGGCACAUUCCGAAAUGAACUUGGUGUGUGUAGUUGGUUAUGUUUGGCAUUAUUGUUUGUACUAAUAUGAUAGGGAUGACUUCAGUGUUCGCCAACAGGAAACUGGUUAGGUAAACAGUGGUACAUCCAAAUGAUGGAAUACUGUGUAGUUGUAAAGAGGAGGCUGGGCGCAGUGGCUCACACCUAUAAUCCCAGCACUUUGGGAGGCUGAGGGGGCAGAUCACGAGGUCACGAGAUCGAGACCAUCCUGGCCAACAUGGUGAAACCCCGUCUGUACUAAAAAAUACAAAAAUCAGCUGGGCAUGGUGGCGUGCGCCUGUAGUCCCACUACUUGGGAGGCUGAGGCAGAAUUGCUUGACCCCAGGAGGCAGAGGUUGCAGUGAGCUGAGAUCACGCCACUGUCCUCCAGCCUGGUGACAGAGCAAGACGCUGUCUCAAAAAAGAAAAAAAAGAGUAAGGAAGACCUAUGUACUCAUGUAGAAAAACUGAGAUAUAUUGUUUUUAAAAAGGAACAAGGAAUUAUGGUAUCAUGUAUAUAGUAUACCACUUUUUGUGUCGUGAGAGAAGAGUAGAAUAACAAUAUACCUGUGUGCUUUCAAAGAUAAAUUCUGAAAUGAUAUAUAAAAGCCUUAUAUAUUAGUAUAUCUAGUUAAAAGUGGGUGUGGAGGGAAUUGAAUAAGAAUAAAUGGGAUUUUGCCACAAGUUUUUAUAUAUACAUUUUCAAAUUUUUUGAAGUAUGUAUGUGUACACAUUACCCUGUUUAAAUAUAAGUGAAUGAAGGAAUGAAGUGGGAUUAUAAGAAAGAGCUAACGAGAAGAUCUAAGGGGAUGCCAAUCUUUUUAGUACCCAGUGGGUAUGAAUACAUGGCAACAGCAGCAAAAAAUUAGAAGAGUAGCCCCAGAAAGGUCGGGAGUCAGCCUUUCCUUUGUCGUUUUGUGAUUUUCAUAGAUUUUAAAAAAUACUCUAAGAAUUAUUAUUAUUUUUUUUGAGAUGGAGUCUCGCUCUGCCACCCAGGCUGGAGUGCAGUGGCGUAAUCUUGGCUCACUUGCAACCUCCAGUUCCUGGAUUCAAGUGAUUCUCCUGCCUUAGCCUCCCAAGUAGCUAGGACUACAGAAGGGUGCCACCACACCCAGCUAAUUUUUUGUAUUUUUAGUAGAGACAGGGUUUUACCGUGUUAGCCAGGAUGGUCUCGAUCUCCUAACUUUUUUUUUUUUUUUUUUUUUUGAGACGGAGUUUCACUCUUGUUACCCAGGCUGGAGUGCAAUGGUGCAAUCUCGGCUCACCGCAACCUCCGCCUCCUGGGUUCAGGCAAUUCUCCUGCCUCAGCCUCCUGAGUAGCUGGGAUUACAGGCACGCGCCACCGUGCCCAGCUAAUUUUUUGUAUUUUUAGUAGAGACGGGGUUUCACCAUGUUGACCAGGAUGGUCUCGAUCUCUUGACCUCGUGAUCCACCCGCUUCGGCCUCCCUCACACCUGGGAUUACAGGGUGAGCCACCGCGCCCGUCCUAUUAAUGAAGUUUUUAUCUUAAGCAUAUAUUCCAAAAACUGAUUUACAUUCAAAAUACUGUGUACUUGUGCUGCUUGCUGAAGCCGGCGCUGCUCUGUGGGGCCCUGGCCGUGCCCGGCCGGCACCGUGUGUGUGUCCUAGGAUGACUGGCGCUGUGCGCACUCCAUGCACGAGUUUUCCGCCAAGGACAUUGACGGGCACAUGGUUAACCUGGACGAGUACUGGGGCUUCGUGUGCAUCGUCACCAACGUGGCCUCCCAGUGAGGCAAAACCGAAGUGAACUACACUCGGCUUGUCGACCUGCACGCCCGAUAUGCUGAGUGUGGUUUGUGGAUCCUGGCCUUCCCCUGCAUCCAGUUUGGGAAGCAGGAGCCAGGGGGUAAUGAAGAGAUCAAAGAGUUUGCCGCUGGUAAAAUUCAAUUCGACUUGUUCAGCAAGAUCUGGAACGGGGAUGACGCCCACCCGCUGUAGAAGUGGAUGAAGAUCCAGCCCAAGGGCAAGGGCAUCCUGGGAAAUGCCAUCAAGUGGAACUUCACCAGGUUCCUCAUCGACAAGAAUAGCUGUGUGGUGAAGCGGUACGGACCCAUGGAGGAACCCCAAGUGAUAGAGAAGGACCUGCCCUGCUAUUUCUAGCUCCACAAGUGUGUGGCCCUGUCCAAGCCCCUGCCCUUGCCCUUGGAGCCUUCCACCGGCACCCAUGACGGCCUGCCUGCAAACCAGCUGAUGGUAGAGCAGACCUGAAAACCGGGCAUGCACCCCACAGGAGGAAGGUCCUGUGGUCCGCUGGGCUUGGCUUGGCGCCCCCACCCCUGGCUGCCUUGUGGGAAUAAACAAGACAGAUU